AUGAAAAUAAUAUUAAAUAUAGAAGUAUUAUUAAAAGAUGAAUCAAAUAUACAAUAUAAUAGAAUAAAGUCUAUUAUUGAAUCAGCACCAGAUCUAUUAUUUACAAGAAUAUUAAAAUAUCAACAAGAUCAACAACAACAACAACAAUCAUUACAUCAUGAUGAAUUUAAAAUGAUACUUGAUUCAAAUGUAUUUAAUGAUCAAUUAUCAAAAGAUGUAAAAGAGAUUAAAGUAUUCACCUCUAGUAGUAAUAGUCUAAUUGAUUAUAAAGGUGGAUUGGAAACUAUAGAGGUAAAGAAACUUGUUCAUAUUUAUAAACUAUCAAAUGAAGAAUCAGUUGAAGAAGAUGGUGAUACUGAAGAAGAAGCAUCUCCCUAUCAAAUAUUAGUUCUACCAAAUAUUCAAUUAAAUACUUUAUGGGAAAAUUUAAUUUAUGAUGAUGGAAUUAAACAAAAGAUAUUAAAUUAUAUGUCAACAUUGGUAUUAUUUUCAAAAUCAAAUAUUGAUGAUAAUAUUAUAUCACAUAAUCGAAUCAUUUUAUUAAAUGGUCCACCUGGAACUGGAAAGACAAGUCUAUGUAAAGCUUUGGCUCAAAAAUUAUCAAUUCAAUAUAAUCAUCUUUUUCAACAAUCAAUACUUUUUGAAAUUAAUUCUCAUAGUUUAUUUAGUAAAUGGUUUUCAGAAAGUGGAAAAUUAGUAAUGAAAGUAUUUGAAAAGAUUAGAGAACAAGCAGAGGAUAAAGAUACAUUGGUUGUUGUAUUGAUUGAUGAAGUGGAGAGUUUAACUGCAGCUAGAAAGUCUGCUUUAUCAGGAUCUGAACCAUCAGAUUCUAUUAGAGUGGUCAAUGCAUUUUUGACACAAUUGGAUCGAUUAAAAUCAUUUCCAAAUAUUUUAAUCCUAACAACUUCAAAUUUAAUGGGUGCUGUUGAUGUUGCAUUUAUAGACAGAGUUGAUAUUAAACAAUUUAUUGGACCACCUAAAGAAUUUGCUAGAUUUAUUAUCAUCAAAUCUUGUAUUGAUGAAUUAAUUAAAAAGAAUUUAAUCAAACAAGAUUCAAACAAUAAGAAAUUGAAAUGA
Messenger RNA from Cavenderia fasciculata, 1077 nucleotides. Its product is annotated as AAA ATPase domain-containing protein. The transcript has 4 exons. The coding region runs from base 1 to 1077 and encodes 358 amino acids. Gene Ontology annotation, biological process: meiotic recombination checkpoint signaling; reciprocal meiotic recombination. Gene Ontology annotation, molecular function: ATP hydrolysis activity; ATP binding. Gene Ontology annotation, cellular component: chromosome; nucleus. NCBI's taxonomy places the organism in Eukaryota, Evosea, Eumycetozoa, Acytosteliales, Cavenderiaceae. The record is from RefSeq and is a predicted model, not a curated record.